Diplodia corticola is the source of this 3201-nucleotide messenger RNA. Its product is annotated as ras guanyl-nucleotide exchange factor. NCBI's taxonomy places the organism in Eukaryota, Fungi, Ascomycota, Dothideomycetes, Botryosphaeriales, Botryosphaeriaceae. The transcript is spliced from 4 exons. Gene Ontology annotation, biological process: positive regulation of GTPase activity; Ras protein signal transduction. The record is from RefSeq and is a predicted model, not a curated record. The coding region runs from base 1 to 3201 and encodes 1066 amino acids. Gene Ontology annotation, cellular component: plasma membrane. Gene Ontology annotation, molecular function: GTP binding; GTPase activity; guanyl-nucleotide exchange factor activity.
AUGACGCUGGCGCAGCGACAAGGGGUCGGUGGUAAGAACGGUCAUCGGCGUCCGUCGAUAGAAGUGCCCUCCGACCGCGCACCAGCAGCUCCAGGCCACACGUCCGCGUCCCGCGCCUCUUCAACCUCCGCUGCCCACCAUCGCGACCAGCUAGUCUCUCCGUCAUCUUCUUCCCACGCCCGCUCGAACGCCCUGCUCCCGCCGCUGCGCCUCGCAGACUCGCCGCCGCCCGCGCCGUCCAAGGAUCCGCUCCUGCAGCUGCAGCACCCCUCGCCUGCGCCGCCCGCCACGACCCUGGCGCCCUCCGUCGCCCUGCAACACCAAGCCCGCACCAAGAGCGUCUCCACCGCCAGCCCGCCCAAGCUGCCGCGCCCGGCGCUCGGCUGCAGGGCCAAUUCCGCGCCCCACGUCCCAAAGCAGUCGCCGUAUCCCCCGCAUGGCGGCGCAAAGAAUGGUCACGUAGCCUGCGCGCGGCACCCCAACGCCAGCGACAGCAGCGACAGCAGCGACGACGACGGCGACGCCAUCAGCCGCGAUCCCUUCUUCCUGCGCUACCAGAGCAUGAUCCAGCGCCUCGCCGAACAGGGCCCCGGCGACCCCGACGACCCCCUCCGCAAGUCCCCAGAGCAGCAGAAAAAUCACAACGCCCCGAUGGAUGCGCAGGCACGUACCCUCCCCGCCCCGGCGCGUCCCACCCCGGCCCCCGCUGACCGUCGAGCCUUGCAGGCCGUGGAAGACAUCAAUAUCGGCGUCAUUGGCGACUCCGACGUGGGCAAGACGCGCUUCAUCGACUGCGCCUUUGACCUGCGCGCCCACUCGCACGCGCGCACCGCCACGCGCAAGAUGUCCAUUGACGGCACCGUGUACACGGUGCGCCUGAUCGAGAUCCCCUUCGAGGAGCUGGACAUUGAGCACGACGACCGCAUCUGCUGGCCGGGAAAAAUCGACGACCUGCCUGCGCCACGGAUCGACGGUGCGCUGAUGCUAUACGACGUUAUGAAUCAGGAGAGCCUGGCACAGGUGCCGGGCAUGCUAAAUGUCGUCCAGAAAGCGGCGUUGCCAUGCGUGUUGGUCGGCUGCAAGUGCGACAACCACCCGGCCCAUCGCCAGGUGGAUCCGGCCGUGGUGGAGCAGCGCGCGAAGACGCUGGUCGGCGACUUGCCCGCGUUUCAAAGCUCAGACCGUUCGCCCGAAAGCCAGCGAAUCUGUCUUUCUGUCAUGCUGCGGGCUAUUCUUGCAUCGCGACAGGAUACCCCCGCCAGCAAGCUGGCCGCCGCACAACGCCGCCGCGCCACUUCCAACUCAUCCGCCCUGCAGCCCGUCUCUCCACGCCCCAGCUGGAAGCGCCGGCAUGAGCGUGCGAGCUCCGAAUUCUCCGGUUCGCGUCUGAAGAUCCUCUCAGACAACGAUGCAGAAGCGCGCGCCAAGAACCGCGCUCCCACCAACUCCUUCCUCGAACUCGAAGAGCCCCUCGGCUACGAGUCCUACGGUUCCGACGGCGCCGACUCCUCGGACUACGAGCCCAGCAUCAUCUCCGUCAUGCCCUCUGAUGAAAAUGGCUACACAUUCGAGCAGCUCGUCGACCGCCUCGUCUCCCAGCCGCUUUCCAAGCAGGACACCAAAUUCGUCUCCAUCUUCCUUGCCCUCUAUCGGAAGUUCGCCGCCCCGAGCCAGUUGCUCGAAGCCCUCAUUAAGCGCUUCGAUGCGCUCGAGCACGACAGGAGCCCGCAAAUGGUCCGAACCAUAGCGCAGCUGCGCCACCUGUCGAUCAUGGAGCAGUGGCUCAGCUCAUACCCGGGUGAUUUUGCUCACCCCAUGACGAAACGCAUGGUGUUCUUAUUCGUAAACCGGCUCGCCAGCAACCGCAUCUUUGGCGUUGCCUCCAAGGAGAUCUUGGCUGAUCUCGAAGCUGUUGUGGAAGACGACGAUACCGACUGGGCUUGCAGCGACAAGCACCGCGAGAACGCACUGUACGGCCACUCCAUCUUGAACGAUGUGAUGGAGGACGAACUGCCCAAGAGCGCAACGGAGCUUACCAUUAGCAUUACGCGCGGUUCCGGAGCCACCUCGGACACGGCCACCACCACAGGUUACCCCGAACGCUCCGUCAGCACCUCCACCACGGCCACUAGCUCCUCUCAAACAAUGAUGAACGCCAUUGAGCAAGCUCGACAACAGGCGAAGCUGCUUGUCCCCAUUCCACGCGUCACUCUCACCAAGACACAAUGGCACCUGCUGAUGGGCGAGUCGGAAGAGAACAUCGCACGAGAGCUGACACGCGUGGACUGGAUAAUGUUCCAGUCCAUCAGGCCUCGCGACCUGGUGCGGCAUGUGAGCCUGAACGCGGCGGAUAAGAAGAAGUGCAAGAGUUUGGAGAACGUGGACCGGAUGAUCGAGCACUUCAACCACCUGGCCUAUUGGGUCACCAAUUUCAUCCUGCUGCGGGACAAGCCAAAGCACCGCGCUUUGAUGCUCGAGAAGUUCAUGAAGGUUGCGCGCAAAUUGCGUGAGUUGAACAACUACAACUCGCUCGGCGCCAUCCUCGCAGGGUUGAACGGAACAGCGAUUCACCGCCUUUCAGCAACACGCGAUCUCCUCUCGCCUGCCACGGCCAAGGACUUCAUGAAGCUCGAGAUCCUCAUGGGCACGCAAAAGAGUCACUUCGCUUACCGUCUGGCGUGGGAGAACAGCUCGGGCGAGCGUAUCCCGUACCUUCCCCUUCACCGCCGCGACCUCGUCUCUGCCGCAGAGGGCAACUCCACUUUUGUCAACGACCCACAACGACGCGGAUCCAAUGCCGGUCUUCUCGGCGGUAACUCAAGCCCCCGAUCGGGUAGUCAAUCAGCGAAUGCGGAGGCCCUCAGCGCACUGACCGGUAGCGCCGGUAACGCGGCCGCGCUGCAGGCCGCUCUCAACAGAUCGAGCGCGCAGGAGAAAGAAGCGCCUCCGAGUGGCGUCGAGGGCAAAGAAAGAAUCAACUGGAAGAAAUUUGCAAUCAUGGGCGAAGUGAUUGUUGGCAUGCAACGAGCUCAGGGCUUCCCCUAUCCGAACAUCGCGCGCCACGACGAUGUGAAGAGCAUGGUGCUGGAUGUGAGAAUCUGCAAGGAUGAUGACGAGCUGUACGACCGCUCCACCAGCCUGGAGGCUGUCGGUGCGGCUGGCGAACCCCGACGAAGGUUUGCCAACUGGUUUCGUCAAUAA